Eimeria necatrix is the source of this 276-nucleotide messenger RNA. RefSeq lists its product as hypothetical. The record is from RefSeq and is a predicted model, not a curated record. The transcript is spliced from 3 exons. The coding region runs from base 1 to 276 and encodes 91 amino acids. Lineage: Eukaryota; Apicomplexa; Conoidasida; Eucoccidiorida; Eimeriidae.
AUGCUCCUCUCCAGGGCUCUCCGGGGCCGGGUCCCCGUGCCUCAGUUCAGUAGGGACCGCUUCUUCCGGCGGCCCAACAUGCUGGAGGCCGACAGAGCUCGUCUUUACUAUUUUAAUCUCUUUAGCAUUGCAGCAACUGCAGUGCCCAUUUGGUACAUGAUGACUGUGAACUACCGCUUCUGCGAAGAGUCGGUGAUGCUGUCGGACUCGCUGGGGAGUUCUGGAGUUACGCCGACGGACUUGGGUCUCUUUUACCCCCACAAGUUGCAGAAAUAA